CGCUACCCUGCCUAUCCUUUGCGUGAAAGACUUCUGAAGCGCUCCUAGCACCGGCCAUUCUCCCCAAUCUAUGCGUCUCGUCUCUCCCCCCUCCUACUCUCACAGCCUCCCCCAAUCCCGUCUCUCUUGCCGCCUCUGUACUCCAAUCCCAGUCGCCGGCCUUGAGAUCCAACCCCUCCCUUCAAAAUUUAAACCGCGAUGCCGCAUGGCCCGAUUACUCCCGAGGUUCCCAUCCCUUUCACCAGAUUCAGUUUUUGCCGCCCUAUUCGCUCCUCGUCGCAAGUACUGCGUGAAGUUCAUACGCACUGCCAAGUCGCUCGCUCACCCGCACGGGAACGAGGAAGCCGCAAACCCGUGCUCGCUCGCCGUGCCAGGGAUUGCGUGGAGGACGCUAUCCUUCCCGUACGCUCGCUCGCCAUCGUUGAGCCUCUUGGAGCUCGCAUCCCCUACGGGCGAGCUCGGCCAGGGACUGCAGCGCCAUCUCACCUUCGCAGCGCGGCGCUCCGUCCACGAGCAAGCAGACAGUUCGUCUUGGUCUAAGCUGCCUUUUCCCCUUCCAUCCGAGCACAUCGGCCUCUUCGGACACUCACUUCCUGUACGUCUCCACAAGGGGUGGAGCUGAGCCCGGGUGCUGAAACGCCCUACUCCUUUUACAUUGCUAACUUUAUAACUUCUCGUAGACGAAGAUUCAUUUGCAAAAUGCCUCAAUGUCCAAGCCAACGGUCUACUAAAGGAAAAGAAGUGGUGGAGGAACAUAACAAUAGAAAGAGGUCUCGUCGUAAUAUUGCAGCGAGCGCUCCAACACAAUUGGUAAUACAUGAGCCGUCCAACUCAAGAACAUCGAGUGGAACAUCCUCUGAUGGUGAAGAUGUUCAGAACGAGUUAGCUGCAAGUUUUCCUACUCGCAGCAUCCUCACAUCAAUCAAAGGCUUUGAACAAGGAGAGAGCUCGAAGGGACGGAAGCGUUCCCGUGAAUCUACUCGCUAUGCUAACCUUACACCGGAACAAAACCAAGCAAGGCGUGAUCGUGAGAGAGUGCGCCGUCAAUGUUUAGCGCCUGAGGUUAGGGAAGAGAUCAAUGCUCGCAGGAGAGCGCGUAGGAAGAGUUUAACACAUGAAGAAAGGAAUGCACGCCAACAAGCACGUAGGCAAAGUUUGACAGCAGAGCAGAGGGAAGUGAUGAAUGCACGUACAAGAAAACAUAGGCAAAGCAUAACACCUGAAGAGAGGCAGGCACUGCUUGCUAAACGCAGGAUGAGCUAUGCAGCUAGGCGGGACACACCAUGUGAUGAAUCCAUUGCAGUGCGAUGCCCUGAGGCACGUGGUGCUUCACGAGCGGAAAACCCAUCCUCAUACACUCCCACACUCACCAUUGGAACCGAGGGUAAGGUUCUCACCCCUACUCACUUUUGUUGCCUCGAGGGGUGUUUCAUUAGCUACUGUCUACAAUCAUUCGUGAGUAACUUCAUGGACGAGGAUACCAUCCUUGAUGAGAUUAUGGAUGAGGAGUACUACAUUUUUUCGGGUGAAGCCGAGCAAGUUGGUGAGGAUGUAAAUUUUGAUGAAGCACAAGAUGCCUCGGUCGUAGGCUCAAGUGUAUUUGAUCCAUAUGAGAUAGUAUACUCAAACAUCCCUAAUAGCACGCACACACUUAAGCAUGUCGCAAACUGCAAGCACUGUGACGCCAAGAAAUUCGAGUAUGAGACAAAGUCCUUCUGCUGUCAGAAUGGUAAAAUCAAGCUAGCAAACCCAGAGCCCAUUCCAGAACUAAUGAGGCUCUGAUCAAGUGCAGAUGCGAGAUAUUUUCGUGAUAACAUUAGGUUCUUUAACUCACACUUCUCCUUCACCACCCUUGGUGUCAAUCUUGACAACAACUACACAAAUAUGCGAUCAGGCGUGUACACAUUUCGUGCGCAUGGCCAGAUUUACCACAAUAUCCAUUCAUUUGGGUUGAGGGAUUCAGGCCCAGACCAUCUGCAAUUGUAUUUCUACGAUGAUGAUCCCAGUCUACAACAUCGCUUUCGGCACUCCCCAGGACUCGACCAGGACAUCAUUAGAAAGUUGGUCAACAUCCUUAGGGACAACCCCUAUUCUCAGACAUUCAGGAGUCUUGGACAGGUUGAGAAACUUGAGGAGUACCGAAUAUCCUUAAACACUGACCAGAGGUUGGACCAACGGACGUAUAAUGUGCGAGUGUCAUCGGAGGUGGCUGCAGUGUGGGUUGAGGGCAAUGACUUGAUUAGGAAGUUUGAUCGCAGCAUUAUCUUAUAUGGGAACAACAACAGCAAGUACGCUAUACAACCAUAUUAUGGUUGCUACGACCCCCUCUCAUACCCUCUUUUCUUUCCUAGAGGGGAACUUGGUUGGCAUCCAAAGAUCCCAAAGGUUGGUGUAUCCUUGGAUGCGGUAUUACAGUCUAAUGAAAAUGAAGAUGAUGAAUCAGGUUAGUCUUUUUCUAUAAUUUUGUGUUUUCCCUUAGAUCUAUACUUGUGAUAGCCUAACUUUUCCUCUUCGCUUUUAAGUAGAAUGAGUGCUCGAUUGUGCGUCUCUGUUAGACACUACUACUGUUAUAGGUUACAAACACGCCCUGCGAUAUUCAACCCAAUAUUACAUGGCAAGCGCCUAUUUCAGCAGUUUGCAGUCGAUAUGUAUAUCAAGGUCGAGGGCACUAGACUAGACUGGGUUAGGAAUCACCAGAAAGAGAUACGUGCAGACUUGUACAAAGGUGUCAUUGGCAUGGUUUUGUUUGUAAGUUCUAUGGGACACAAGGACAGUUUCUACAACCGAAGGAUCCAAGUGAGAAAUAUCAUUCUGCUAGAUGACACGUAUAUCUAUCUUAUGGUUUAGAAUUAUUUGAAUAAUUCAAAGAUUUUAUGUUUUUCUUCUAAUAUUACUUGAUUUUAUAGCUACAAUAUUGUCAAGUUAGUUGUAUGGGACAAGUUAGUGACUGAUAAUCUAAGUACAUGGGAAACACUGGCCGAGGAGCGUGCUAUUGUCGUGGCAACAAUGUUACGUGCAAACCGCAUUGACCGUGGCCUGCAUACUACGGACUAUAGUAGGAUGCACUUUCACCCAAACAUCAUAGCCGCACAUAAACUGAGGCAAAGGAUCAAUAAUGAUGUGUCUGGACCAGCAUCUCCAUGAAUCAAAAGAAGAUGGUGAAUGGAGUCAUGAAGCAAAAUUGGAAAAUAGGAGAAUGUGUUGCAUAAGCUAGACUGAGCUGCUUUUGGAUUGUGUUAAUCGACUUUUGCUUAAAUUUGGGUGUAUGAGUCGUUAAAAAUCUGUUCGGUGCUUUUGUAAUCGUUGAUGUAACUGAAACUGAGUUUCACCUACAACGUGAAAUCUUAUGAUGGUGUAAUGCCAAGACAACUUCAUCUGAGAAAUCAAGUUGUUGUGUUUUCUAGGCAAA
Molecule: messenger RNA, 3409 nt
Organism: Hordeum vulgare subsp. vulgare (domesticated barley)
Lineage: Eukaryota; Viridiplantae; Streptophyta; Magnoliopsida; Poales; Poaceae
Exons: 7
Coding region: 700-1782 (360 amino acids)
Source: RefSeq, a predicted model, not a curated record